AGAGCGGAGAGAGUGAGGAGGCUGCGUCUGGCUCCCGCUCUCACAGCCAUUGCAGUACAUUGAGCUCCAUAGAGACAGCGCCGGGGCAAGUGAGAGCCAGACGGGCACUGGGCGACUCUGUGCCUCGCUGAGGAAAAUAAUUAACCAUGGGCAAAGGAGAUCCUAAGAAGCCGAGAGGCAAAAUGUCAUCAUAUGCAUUCUUUGUGCAAACUUGCCGGGAGGAGCACAAGAAGAAGCACCCAGAUGCUUCAGUCAACUUCUCAGAGUUUUCUAAGAAGUGCUCAGAAAGGUGGAAGACCAUGUCUGCUAAAGAGAAAGGAAAAUUUGAAGACAUGGCAAAGGCUGACAAGGCCCGUUAUGAAAGAGAAAUGAAAACUUAUAUUCUCCCUAAAGGGGAAACAAAAAAGAAGUUCAAGGAUCCCAAUGCACCCAAGAGGCCUCCUUCGGCCUUUUUCUUGUUUUGUUCUGAGUAUCGCCCAAAAAUCAAAGGAGAACAUCCAGGCCUAUCCAUUGGUGAUGUUGCAAAGAAACUGGGAGAAAUGUGGAAUAACACUGCUGCAGAUGACAAGCAGCCUUAUGAAAAGAAGGCUGCUAAGCUGAAGGAAAAAUAUGAAAAGGAUAUUGCUGCAUACCGAGCUAAAGGAAAGCCUGAUGCUGCAAAAAAGGGAGUCGUCAAGGCUGAAAAGAGCAAGAAAAAGAAGGAAGAGGAGGAGGAGGAGGAAGAUGAAGAGGAUGAGGAGGAGGAGGAAGAUGAAGAAGAUGAAGAUGAAGAAGAAGAUGAUGAUGAUGAAUAAGUUGGUUCUAGCGCAGUUUUUUUUUUCUUGUCUAUAAAGCAUUUAACCCCCCUGUACACAACUCACUCCUUUUAAAGAAAAAAAUUGAAAUGUAAGGCUGUGUAAGAUUUGUUUUUAAACUGUACAGUGUCUUUUUUUGUAUAGUUAACACACUACCGAAUGUGUCUUUAGAUAGCCCUGUCCUGGUGGUAUUUUCAAUAGCCACUAACCUUGCCUGGUACAGUAUGGGGGUUGUAAAUUGGCAUGGAAACUUAAAGCAGGUUCUUGUUGGUGCACAGCACAAAUUAGUUAUAUAUGGGGAUGGUAGUUUUUCAUCUUCAGUUGUCUCUGAUGCAGCUUCUACGAAAUAAUUGUUGUUCUGUUAACUGAAUACCACUCUGUAAUUGCAAAAAAAAAAAAAGUUGCAGCUGUUUUGUUGACAUUCUGAAUGCUUCUAAGUAAAUACAAUUUUUUUUAUUAGUAUUGUUGUCCUUUUCAUAGGUCUGAAAUAUUUCUUCUUGAGGGGAAGCUAGUCUUUUGCUUUUGCCCAUUUUGGAUCACAUGGAUAAUUACAGUGUUUAUCUUUUCAUAUAGUUAGCUGAUAAAAAAAAGCUUUUGUCUGCACCCUGCAUACUCAUGAUGAGGGUAAUAAAAGUUGAAUUGAGACAGUUUUCAUCCAUAA
Neogale vison (American mink) is the source of this 1455-nucleotide messenger RNA. Its product is annotated as high mobility group protein B1-like. Gene Ontology annotation, biological process: regulation of transcription by RNA polymerase II. The transcript has a single exon. The record is from RefSeq and is a predicted model, not a curated record. Gene Ontology annotation, cellular component: nucleus. Gene Ontology annotation, molecular function: DNA binding, bending. Bases 147 to 794 code for a protein of 215 amino acids. NCBI's taxonomy places the organism in Eukaryota, Metazoa, Chordata, Mammalia, Carnivora, Mustelidae.